AUGGGUCAACAUGUCAGUGUCACUAUUCCUCGCUGGAUCGAUAUUCCCGGCGUAAAAAAUUUCAGAGAUAUUGGUGGUUGGCCUUUGAAGGAUGGUAGUGGUUAUAUCAGAGAGAGAACUGUAUUCAGAUGCGGGCAUCUAGUGGAUAUUACACAACAAGGUAUCAAUACCUUAAAGAGACUUAAUGUGAUUGCUGCAUUUGAUUUCCGCUCGGAUCCAGAGAUUGAGCGUCAAGGUGUCAUGCCAGAUAUUGACGGCAUCAAACGUUACCCAUCUGCCAUGUUUACCCAAGCCGAUUAUUCACCAGCAGCAUUAGCCAUACGUUGGAAAGGGUAUUUCGAAGGACCUUAUGGGUUUCCCAAGGUCUAUGCAGUUAUUUUAGAAAAGGGCGCAAGUCAAUAUCGCAACAUUUUUAUGCAUUUAAUUCAGAACCACUCAACCACCACCACGCAAUCUAUCAUUGUUCAUUGUACAGCUGGUAAAGAUCGUACAGGUAUUUUCUGUAUGCUUUUGUUGGGCUUAUGCGGCGUGGAGGAUGAGAUCAUUGCAAACGAAUACGCAUUGAGUAAUCUCGGGUAUUGGGAGCCUGAGCAUGAAUUGGUAAAAAAGGCAGAAAUGUUGGGUGUUACUAUAGAUGACGUGCGCAUGGUGAUGUCUGCACCGUAA
Messenger RNA from Mucor mucedo, 666 nucleotides. Its product is annotated as tyrosine phosphatase family-domain-containing protein. The coding region runs from base 1 to 666 and encodes 221 amino acids. The record is from RefSeq and is a predicted model, not a curated record. Gene Ontology annotation, molecular function: phosphoprotein phosphatase activity. NCBI's taxonomy places the organism in Eukaryota, Fungi, Mucoromycota, Mucoromycetes, Mucorales, Mucoraceae. The transcript is spliced from 4 exons. Gene Ontology annotation, biological process: dephosphorylation.